Messenger RNA from Vitis riparia (riverbank grape), 4486 nucleotides. RefSeq lists its product as uncharacterized. The record is from RefSeq and is a predicted model, not a curated record. Lineage: Eukaryota; Viridiplantae; Streptophyta; Magnoliopsida; Vitales; Vitaceae. The coding region runs from base 236 to 3991 and encodes 1251 amino acids. The transcript has 3 exons.
GUACUGUUUCCACGGAUAUAAAGCCGGAGUUGAUGUUGAGAACCGAACACCACAAUCUCACUCUCACAUUCUCUCAUUUUUCUCUCCGGUUCUCUCUCUAGGGUUUAAUUCAUCGAGGAAUCGAUUUUUUUUUUUUUUUUUCCCCGGAUGUUCCGACCGUUUCUCGAAUGUUCUCAUCAAAAUUUUUCACUUUGCGGAGCCUGAAAAGGGCUUCGAAUCGGUUUCAGCUCUUACUAUGAUAUCUGUGAUGAACAACGAGUGCGAAUUCGCUACAAAAUCCGAUGCGAUUGAAGAGCCUCCCACAACUACUAGGGUUUCGGAGGAUGCCGUUGAUCGUUCCGGUAGAGGCACCGAUGGUGAAGGUGUUGGUGGAGGAGGGAGCUGUAUGAAUUUCGGGGUUUCGGAUAGAAUUGGGGGUUCUCCCGAGCGCCGGUUGGGUGCUGUGGAGAGCGAGGGCAAUGUUAGGGUUUCUGAGGAUGAGGUUAGUGGUGGUGUUGAGUUUGAGAAUGGGCGAUCAGAUGGGGUUAGAGCUUCUUUGGAGGAUGAUUCCGGGGGUGUAGAUAGGGAAAUUGAAUCUAGGGUUUCUUCGGAUAGUGGCUGUAGAAAAAUAGUUGAUCAGGAAAUGCGAACUGAGGUUUCUGAAAUUAAGGAUGGAGAGGGGGCUCCGAGAGAGGGUGUGGAUCAGUUUGAUAGUCGAAGUGAUAGGAAGGAGGGUGCGCUGCCCAGGGUUGAUGCGCAUGAGUUGGAGGGGGGCAGUGUUUCCCAAUAUGAGUCCUUGUUAUCCAAGUUUGAUGAUUAUGUUGCAAACGGAAUGGGUGGGGCUUAUGGCAUGGGGACGUCAAGGGCGUCGAGCCAUGCGCUUGAAGUGGGGGAAAUGGUAUGGGGAAAGGUGAAAUCCCAUCCAUGGUGGCCCGGACAUAUUUUCAAUGAAGCUCUUGCAGAUCCCUUGGUGAGGCGAACAAAGAGGGAAGGUCAUGUGUUGGUCGCAUUCUUUGGAGAUAGUAGUUAUGGGUGGUUUCUUCCGGAUGAGCUCGUCCCGUUUGAUACAAAUUUUGCAGAGAAAUCGAGGCAGACUACUGCAAAAACGUUUUUGAAGGCAGUUGAAGAGGCAGUGGACGAGGUGGGUAGAAGGUGUGGCCUUCGGGUAGUCUGUCAAUGUAGAAACCCAUAUACUUUCAGGCCAAAAAGGGUGCCAGGGUACUUUGAAGUUGAUGUGCCUGAUUAUGAGACUGGAGGGAUUUAUUCAGCAGAUCAAAUCAGUAAUGCACGAGAGAGUUUUCAGCCAGAAGAUACACUUUCUUUUGUAAAGCAAUUGGCAUUGGCGCCCCGUGAUAGUGAUCAAAAAAACAUCAGGUGGAUCAAGAAUAAAGCUACCGUUUAUGCUUAUCGGAGGGCAAUUUAUGAGGAGUACGAUGAAACCUAUGCUCAGGCAUUCGGUGUGCAGACAUCACGCCCUUCUCAUGCGCAAUUGAAUGCAAACCGGCAUCUCUAUAAAGAGCCUCCUCGAGCUCCAUUGAGUGGUCCUCUGGUAAUUGCGGAAGCUCUAGGCAGUCGAAAAGGCUCAACCAAGAAUUUGAAAGGAAAGAUGAAAAAGGAGCGUUAUCUAUUUAAGAGGAGAGAAGAGCCUGUUGACUUCAGACCCCAUCAAUUUAACAAGGGCCAGGCCAGUUCAUCAAGUAGUCUGGGACAGACAAGUGCAACUAUAAGCCCGGGUCAGGCAACUGCAUCAAUCAACCAAGGACAAGCUUCCUCCUCAUCAACUUGUGAGGAGGGGCCAUCUACAUUUGCAACUGGAGAUUAUGUGUUUCAAAAGAGAGCUCCCUCUGCAUCUUCUCAGGUGAAUGCAACUAAGGUUGAAUCCCCUGCUGAUUUUGGUGUUACACACAUGGAUCAGGCUCUGGCCCACAGUACUCAUGAUAAGAAGGAUGCUAUUUGGGAAUCAAAAGACACAAUUGUGUCAGAUGUAGCUGCUGGCCCUGCAAACAUGGGUGGGUCAGACAUGGUGAGGAGAGGGGUAUUCUCAGAGGAAAUAGAUGUUGUACCUCCUCCUCUGCAACAAGACAGAUAUCAAGGUCAGAUUGCUCGUAGUGAACUGCCAUCUCCAGUUGAUGCAAAGAUUCCUGUUCAGAAUACAAGGAUAGGUACUGAUGGCAAGGUGAAGAAGGCCAAGGCUCUGAAGCGGUCAAUGGGGGAUUUGGCCUCUGAUAGUUCCAGCCAGGGGGAGAAAAAGAAGAAAAGGAAAAAGGAGUCUCUCAUGGAAACAAGUGCUGGUCAUCCUCUGAAGCCUAUGCCCACUGGAAAAGGUGGAUCAGCGGUGGCAAAAUUAGCAGCACAACCUGUGCAGAUAGGUUCAAUGCCAAGGGAUUCUCGAUUUGACCAUCAGACAAAAGAGGAAGGGACCAGUGCUUCCUUAUCCAGUUCUGGAGCGACUAUGGCAAUGGAUGGGUUGGAUGAUAUUGAGCUCAAAGUUCCAGAAUUACUGAGUGAUUUGCGAGAUCUUGCCCUUAAUCCCUACCAUGGUAGGGAGAGGAAUAGGCCUCAAAUUGUGAUGAAAUUCUUCUUGGCAUUCCGUUCUCUCAAGUAUGAGAAAAGCUUAUCUCUAUCUCCUCCAGCUGAGAAUGAGCCUGUUGAAGGGAAUGCCCCACAAUCUUCCCCCAGUAUUGGGGCUUCUGAGAACCUUCCGAGUGAGAAUGUUAGGGUUUUGCCAUCUGUAAAGCUACAAAAACCUCCAGUCCGGCCCAAUGAUCCAUCAAAAACUGGUAGGAAACGUGCCCCCUCUGAUCGUCAAGAAGGAAAUGCUUUGAAGAAGUUGAAGAAAAUCAACGAUCUGAAAUCACUGGCUGCAGAAAAGAAGGCCAGUCAGAAGACUCUGGAAACUCCACGAGGAGAUGGAAAAGAAACAGUGGCUGCCCUAGCUCCCGCCCCACCUAAGCCAGUCAGACAGGAGCUCAAGCCAGUGAAGCAGGAUCCUAAGGUGGUCAAACAGGAUGCUAAACCAUUCAAACUGGAUCCUGCCAAGAAGACAGAGCCUUCAGCUAGGGUGGAAGAACCCACUAUGCUGCUGAUGAAAUUCCCACCGAGAACAUCUCUGCCAUCUAUUGCGGAGCUGAAGGCAAGAUUUGUUCGAUUUGGGCCAUUGGACCACUCAAGCACCCGGGUUUUCUGGAAGUCGUUGACAUGCCGAGUGGUGUUCCGAUACAAGCAUGAUGCUGAAGCAGCGCAUAGAUAUGCUGUUAAAAAUAAUUCAUUAUUUGGCAACGUGAGUGUAAAGUACACUCUGAGGGAAUUGGAAGUAGUUGCACCGGAGCUUCCUGACUCUGGCAAGGGCAGAGGAGAAGACACCUCCAGUGAAACCCCACAGCCCAGGGAUGCAGCAGCAGAACAAAGGGUGGCACCAACCUUUGUGCAUGGCCAAGCACAGCAGCAGCAGCAACAGCAGCAGCCAGUGGUUCAGCUGAAGUCCUGUCUGAAGAAACCGUCAAGCGAUGAAGGGGGCACAGGAAGUGGUGGUAGGGGGACAUCACGUGUAAAAUUCUUGUUGGGGACAGGGGAAGAAGGGCAUAGGGGAGAGCAAACGAUGGUUGCUAAUAGAAACUUCAACAACCAUGCUACUAGUAUUGCUGAUGCUGGUUCUACUUCUGUUGCAGCACUGGAAUUUAAUUCUAAAAACUUUCAAAAGGUCAUUUCUCCACCUCCUUUUUAUCCUCCUCCUCCCUCUCUACUGCCUCAAUUUUCAAGACCCCCACAUGAUAUUCAUCACACAGAAGUAGGGAUAAGACAUGGUUACAACAACAAUAACACCCUUACAGCUCCACCUCCUGCCAACAACGUUCCUACCCACCUGCCACCUUUUCCAAACACCACCGCUGCUGCCCCUCCUCCUGCCAACCCCGGCUUUAACCACAAGAUGCUCAGCCUUAUGAACAGGGCCGAGGAUAUAGUAACCAGAGUGAAGAACUACUAUGGGUAUAUGCCUUACCACCCUUUAUGAGAAACCCUGCACAGAACCCGGCCAAAUGUUUUUUGAGUUACAUGGACAAAGGAGUAUUCGGUGCUUUUGGUAUAUAUAGCAUGAUAAAUAGCUGGAAUGCAGACAUCGAACCACAAAAAAAGCAAGUGCCAUGGGCGGAGUCCGAGGUCCCAUUGGGUGGCCUUAAGGACGGGAUGAGAAGAGGCCAGGCGCGGCCUGGCGUGGCCAGUGAAAAAACAAAAAAAUUCAAUAAGUUAGGUUCAAUAUUUGUGUAGUUUACAGCAAAAUGUACCAGACGUUUGUAGCUUUUUAUUUCUUGAAUUUUCUUGACCUUUUUGUGGGGUUGGGCCAAAGUUAACAGCCGUGCGCUGUGCCCUCCAAAUUCUGCUUUAGAUUUGAUGCUUUUAGUCUUGAAAUUUUGUUUAAAUAUUUGGUAUGUUUGAUUCUGCCCUCUCCAACUCCAUUGCCUAAUAAGGCCUAGUGCUGCACCAACUCAAACUAUAUAAUUAAACUCGA